AUGUUUCGUUCUGCAUCGAUCGCCACUUCGGUCACUUUGGUGAAUGAUGAAGAUGAUUUUUUCGCACCUCAGCAUAUGCCAUCCAAUUAUGGAAACCCACAUUACAACCAACCAGCUCAGAGUGUUUAUACUCCAAGACCCCAGAUUCCUCGUCGAUCAUUGUUCCCACCUUUACCACCAGGAUAUGGGGUUACAGAGAGAAUCCCUAUUGAAACCUUUCCAUAUCAUUGCAAUUUCAGAGAGUACGAGAAGAAAAAGGAAGAAGAAAAAGAGAGGGUUCUUCGGGAAAGGGAUGAGAUGUACAGAAAUGCCGAAGGUACCGCAGUAUGGGAAGAUAUGCCUUGUCUAGUGAAAGUUGUGGUUUGCAUUAUUCAAGCGUGUGUGGUGUGCUUAUUGAUUACCGGUAUUACUUUUUUCGCGCUAGAAGUAUUUUUUCCUUGGGCAUUGGGGUUAGUCAUUACUGGGGGAGUGCUCCAGGUGGUUCAUUCUCUAAUUUUCUGGACGUUUUUGUUCUUUAGGUUUGAGCUGGAGGAGAAGGAAAAACUCCAGGCCAAACAAACCGAGGGAACCAAUGAAGAAUCUCACGCCAAUCCAUCUCCCGAAGGGAGCGUUGCAGAAUCUCAGGCCGCAGAAAAUAAGCAAGAAUCCCAAUCUCAAGAAGAAAAUUCCAAUGAACCUCUCUCAGAUAUUUCUAGAUCGCAUCUCUUUUGGAAAUUUGUUUGGUUAUCUCUUAAAUUUGGUAUUAAAUGGCUUUUUUUGUUUUCACUUAUGGCAUUUUCCUCUGUGAGCUUGGCUUUACUCAUCACUUCAAUAAUAUUUUAUUGCGGUAACAGUCAUGAAAAAUUAAGAUUUCCAUUUCUUAUUGUUGGGUGUUGUGGUCUCGGAUUUGGCGUGUGUGUUUUGCUUUCUCUUCUUAUAUUUAGAUUUUUCGAUCAUGGUCUUAGUGUCUCUUUUGGAAAUAUCGAUUACGUGAAAUAUGGCGAUUACCUUGAAUGA
Saccharomycopsis crataegensis is the source of this 996-nucleotide messenger RNA. RefSeq lists its product as uncharacterized. The transcript has a single exon. The record is from RefSeq and is a predicted model, not a curated record. The coding region runs from base 1 to 996 and encodes 331 amino acids. Lineage: Eukaryota; Fungi; Ascomycota; Saccharomycetes; Ascoideales; Saccharomycopsidaceae.